AAGAACCCUCACUAAGCUCAGAAACAAAGAAUCCAUCUUUGAAAAUGCAGAGCGGAAAGAAAGCAGGAGAGUCCCUUAAGGAAAAGGCCGCAAAUAUUGGCGCUUCUGCCAAGUCUGGCAUGGAGAAGACCAAGGCCACUGUCCAAGAGAAGGCAGAAAGGAUGACGGCACGUAAUCCGGUGCAAAAGGAGAUGGCAACACAGAAGAAAGACGCAAGGAUGACCCAGGCGGAGCUGGAAAAGCAGGCGGCGCGUGAGCAUAACGCGGCGGCGAAACAGUCGACCGCGGCGGGGCACAUGGGACAGGGUCACUAUACCACCGGAACUGGAACUGGGACCGGAACCGCCACGUACUCCACAACCGGGGAAUAUGGGCAGCCCAUGGGGGCCCAUCAAACGUCGGCUAUGCCUGGUCAUGGAACUGGGCAGCCCACGGGCCAUGUGACUGAGGGAGUGGUGGGCUCCCACCCCGUUGGGGCCAAUAGAGGCCCGAGUGGGACAGCUACGGCCCAUAACACUCGUACCGGCGGGAACCCAAAUGAUUAUGGGUAUGGAACCGGUGGUACUUAUAGUUAAGUAAUGAUGAUUAUAUCAUCAAAGUUUAUUAGCAACAGUUUAAUAACAAGGUAUGGUUUUUCCCUUUUUGUUCUUGUUUAGUUAUCUUCAUGUUUGUCUCCCUUUUCUCUCCAUUUUUGAUAUGGAGAAAUGCGUAGUGUGUUUUCAUAUUUCUGUAUCACUUUCGUUUCAAUAAAUAAACGAAAACCUUGGUUGUGUAAAA
Cajanus cajan (pigeon pea) is the source of this 777-nucleotide messenger RNA. Its product is annotated as 18 kDa seed maturation protein. Lineage: Eukaryota; Viridiplantae; Streptophyta; Magnoliopsida; Fabales; Fabaceae. Gene Ontology annotation, biological process: embryo development ending in seed dormancy. The record is from RefSeq and is a predicted model, not a curated record.